AUGAAUAUGACACUAAUAACCAUCGAUACACCGGAAAGGAAUGAAAUUAUUGGCAAAGAAUUACGUGCAAAAUUUGCAAAAUCUCCCAAUUUCUGGUUGGGUGGCAACGAUCUUGGAGUGGAGGGUAAAUUUACCUGGUCUUCAACGGGCAAACGUUUUGAAUUCUCAAAUUGGUCGAAUCAUCAACCGGAUAAUUAUAAAAGCUACGAACAUUGUGUCCAUUUUUAUUGGAAAACGGAUUUAGAAUGGAACGAUGCUCUGUGUGCAACAAAAAUGGGGUUCAUUUGCGAAGAAAAUCGUUUUUUGCGCUCUGCUCGACACGACAUGCAAGUGAAGAAAAAUGUCAUUGAUGAAUUAUUUGCAUUGUAG
This is a messenger RNA of Musca vetustissima, 369 nucleotides long. RefSeq names its product lectin subunit alpha-like. The transcript is spliced from 2 exons. Gene Ontology annotation, molecular function: signaling receptor activity. The coding region runs from base 1 to 369 and encodes 122 amino acids. The record is from RefSeq and is a predicted model, not a curated record. Lineage: Eukaryota; Metazoa; Arthropoda; Insecta; Diptera; Muscidae.